AUGUCUGCUCCUCAAAUUCCUCAGCAGCAGUGGGCUCAGAUCUUCGAGAAGACUGGUGGUCCCAUCGAGUACAAGCAGAUUCCCGUCCAGAAGCCCGCUGCCGAUGAGGUCCUCGUCAACGUCAAGUUUUCCGGUGUCUGCCACACUGAUCUCCACGCCUGGCAGGGUGAUUGGCCCCUCGACACCAAGCUGCCUCUUGUCGGAGGCCACGAGGGUGCUGGUGUCGUUGUCGCUCGCGGCGAGCUUGUCAAGGAUGUCCAGAUCGGCGAGAAGGUCGGUAUCAAGUGGCUCAACGGAUCUUGCUUGAGCUGCUCUUACUGCCAGAACGCCGACGAGUCUCUCUGCGCCGAGGCUCUUCUCUCCGGCUACACAGUCGACGGCUCUUUCCAGCAAUACGCCAUUGCCAAGGCUAUUCACGUUGCUCGUAUCCCCGAAGAGUGUGACCUCGAGUCUAUCUCACCCAUUCUCUGCGCCGGUAUCACCGUCUACAAGGGUAUCAAGGAGUCUGGUGUCCGAGCUGGCCAGUCUCUUGCCAUUGUUGGUGCUGGUGGUGGUCUCGGUUCCAUCGCUGUUCAGUACGCCAAGGCUAUGGGCAUCCACGCCAUUGCCAUCGAUGGUGGUGAGGAGAAGGAGAAGAUGUGCCUUGAGCUCGGUGCCCAGAAGUUCAUUGACUUCACCAAGAGCCAGAACCUUAUCGCCGAUGUCAAGGCUACCACCUCUGACGGUCUCGGUCCCCACGCUGCUCUCCUCGUCGCCGCUGCUGAGAAGCCCUUCUCCCAGGCUACCCAGUACAUCCGCUCUCGUGGUACCGUCGUGUGCAUUGGUCUCCCCGCCGGUGCCCAGUUCUCCGCUCCCGUCUUCGACACCGUUGUUCGCAUGAUCUCCAUCAAGGGCUCUUACGUCGGCAACCGCGCUGAUUCCGCUGAGGCCAUCGACUUCUUCCGCCGUGGCCUCAUCAAGGUUCCCUUCAAGACCGUCGGUCUCUCUGAGCUUAACGAUGUCUUCAAGCUCAUGAAGGCUGGCCAGGUUGUCGGCCGCUACGUCGUCGACACCAGCCGAUAA
Molecule: messenger RNA, 1062 nt
Organism: Fusarium sp. VM40
Lineage: Eukaryota; Fungi; Ascomycota; Sordariomycetes; Hypocreales; Nectriaceae
Source: the annotation of a GenBank genome assembly